AAUGUUAAUGUGAAAGUGUUACCUCCCUUAUAAACAUUGUCGCCAUUUGCAGCAACGUAAUGAAUCAAUAACACUUUAUAGUAAUUUUCAAAACACUGCGGACUGCUAUGAAGUGAAGGUUAGGGUGUCCAUGGAAACGGCAUUACAGGAAAUAUGAAUGCUUUGGAAGUAAGUCAAGAAAUCCAAAGUCUUCAUGCAGCUGUAAGGAGCCAAAAUAUUGGUGCCGUCCAAAACUGCAUUCAGUCAGGUGUGUCAGUAGACAGUACAGACGGAGCUGGUGUGACACCAUUGCUGUUGGCAGUGUUAACCCACCAGCCAGAAUGUGUUAAACUUCUGUUAGCUGCUGGCUCAGAUGUCAACUACACAACAAGGGAACAUGGAACUGGACUCCAUAUAGCAUGUAACCAUGGAUACCUUCAGAUCAUUAAUUCACUUCUGCUUGCUGGCACAGACUGUUCACUACUUGGACCAGACUGUCAGACAUGUCUGCACCUUGCGGCUAAAGGAGGCCAUCUUGAUGUGGUGAAAACGCUCUUAUACUAUAAAGUGCCAAUAAACGUCUCUGAUCGUCAAGGUUUAACACCACUACAUUUGUCAGUGAUGAAAGACCAUGAGGAGGUUGCAAUAUAUCUGAUAGAAAAUGGUGCUCUUGUCAACAAACAAGAUUUAAAAGGAAAUUCACCUCUUCAUUAUGCUGUUAAACAGACAAAUAUUGAGCUCAUUAAAGCAAUAAUUGCUCAAGGCUGUGAUAAAGAUCUCAUGAACAACAGUCAGGAAAGUCCCAUGUAUAUUGCUGUGAGGAUGGGACAUAUACAGACACUCUUAUUACUUGUAAAAUUAGGAUGUAGGACGGAUAUAAAACAAGCAGAGGGUAACUGUACAAUACACACGUUGGUGGCUAAAUAUAAUUCACAAUAUCCAACAGACUUUCGAAUUGUGCUUGAAAUGUUGUUGUACGGUGGAUGUGAUAUUAACACAAGGGCAUACAACACGCUUGAAACGCCUCUGUAUAGGGCCAUAAGUCUGGCCAAGUCUGAUUGUGCUGAGGUGUUAUUAGCGUAUGGAGCAGAUCCAAAUAUUUCUAGUCCAUUUGAUAUAACUGCUUUACGUUUAGCAUAUAUGAAAAAAUUGUCACAGGCGUUUGUUCUGAUGUUGCAUUGUGGAAUUAGUUGGAGACGCGAAAAUUGGGUUAAAAACUUGCCUUUAGUUCACUCCUCAGGACCAAACUCUGUGUUAGAAAAAUGUACAAAAUGGCGGAAACAGCCGACUUCUUUACUGAAUAUAUGUAGAAUAGCUUUUAGGAAACACUGCGGAAAGGAUUUACAUCGAAUUUUAGUGAAGAGGGUUGAUAUACCAUGUGCCCUGAAGAAUUUUGUCCUUCUGAAUGAUUUAAAAAGCCAGAAAUACAACAGUUUCCUCGAAACAUUUGGUGGAGGAUCAUGGGUUAAUAGUCUGUUAGAUGAGGAAAUAGAGUACGGGCCGUUCAAACGUAGGAAGAAUGAUAUUCCAGAUAUAUGUUAGCCAGUUUUGCUGUACAGGGUAUUUGGUGUUAAGCGGGUGACAGACAUUUGUAUUUUGCAGAAAAGGUUGUGGUUUUUUAUUUUAAAGGGAUUUUUAUUGUAAAGACUUUUUAUUUUGUUUGCUUUACAGGGUUUUUAUAUGUUAAGUAUAUAGUCGUGCUUUUGAAUCAGAAUUUAUUUAAUGUUUAGCAAAGUGUCUCUACUGAAUUUAAGUCAUUUUAUUCCUUGCAAUGUUGUCUUCUUAUUCAAGUAUUAACUUUAUCAAGUAAAAAAAGAAAAUAAGUAGGACACAUUUUGAUUUAUUAAAUGUAUACAGAAACAUAGUGAUGAGCAUUUGUUGAUACUGAUAAUCAUGCAGAUACUUGCCGGUCAUUUAGUUUUCUUGUUUUGUUGAUAUAGAGAAACAGACUGAAGUUCUUGCAUCGUCCAUUACAGAAUAAAUUGUAUCCAGUCUCGUUAUACAAAUUUCCAGUCACUGACUGGAAGAGAAAUACAUGAAUAGAAUAAAUCAGUGUAUUGGUGUCUGUGUUGCCAUGAAUCAUAAUGACAACUGGUGCAUUUAUUUAUAGAUUGUACGUGUUAUUAAUGCAACCCUUUCACAUCCGGAUUAGUCAGAUGUUUGUUCUUCUUCAUGUGUAUGAAAACAGUUUUAUUAGAUUGUAUUUAUGUUAAGUUUUAUAAUGGUACCUCACCUGUGAUUAUAAUAAGCUUUCUCGAUGAGGCAUGGAGGUAGUAUUGUGUAUGUGCAAUAUUUUUAUUAGUCCCCUAAUGGAGGAACACUUGAGGGAACUAUAGGAAUGCUCUCCGUCCGUCUUGUCUGUCUGUCUGCAAAUCUGUUCCUGCAAUUACUCAAGAAGUAUUCAAGCUAGGUUCAUAAAACUUGGUUUGUGAAUAGAGGGCAAUAUGUAGAUUAUGCAAGCUUGUAGGUCAUAGGUCAAGGUCACUAUUAAAGGUCUGGGAAAAACUGUUUCCAUUCCAUAACUUUAUAUGCAUAAAUUAUCUUAAUGCUACACACAAAUGUUAGACAAUAUGUAAUCACAUAAUCUAUGCUUGUUGGGUAAAGGUCAAGGUCACUGUUUAAGGUCAAGUAAAACUUUGUUUCCACUCCAUAACUUUUAUAUGCAUUGAAGGGUUUUCUUACUGAGACAAGUAAAUGUUCCUCAUGACCAGACAAUAUGUUGCAUACAUGACCCAUGCUUGAUGGUCAAAGGUCAGUCACUAUUUAAAUUAAAGAUUUUUUUUGUUCCUUAGCUUCUAAAUGCCUGAAAGCAUUUUUUAUUCACUCAUACACAUGUUCCCUAUAACCAGAUGAUGAUGUUGCUUGCAUGACCCAUGGCUAUCAGUCAGAGGUCAAAGUUACUGUUGGAGGUCAAGUAUAAAGCUUUCUGCUCCAUAAAGUUUAAUUUCAUGAAAGGAUUUUUUUAUUACUACACAGAAAUUUUCCCCAUGAUUAGACUAUGUGUCACUCACAUGACCCAUUGUUGUCGGUCAAAGGUAAAGGUCCCUAUUGAAAGUCAAGUAAAAUUGUUUCCACUCCAUAACUUUUAUGUGCAUUGAUGGAUUAUCUUAGAACUGCACACAAAUGUUCCCCAAGAUGAGACAAUAUGUUGUGUACCUGAUCUCCGCUUGUAGGUCAAGGUCACUAUUGAAAUUCAAGUAAAAAUAAGUUUUGUUUCUUAGCUCCUAAAUGUCUUGAAGCAUUUUUAGUCCUAACACUGUUGCCAACAACCUCAAGGGACAAACAGGAACAAAGUUUUCUACCAGUAGAGAUCUUCUGUUUUGCCAGUGCAAUACUUGGUAACUGGUUUUGUCAAGGUAUGUUGGAUAGAAAAAGUUAAACUCUGUAUUCCAUAAGACUUGAAAAGUUGUACCAGUAGCUGCAUUGCGUGGUGUUCAGCAUUAAAAGGAAAACUAGCCUCUUGUGUAAUACCCUUGUGGCGGUGGAUUUCAUCAGGAAUGAGGUGUCAAGAGUGAUUAAUUUAAGUUGUAGAACUUCUUUCACAAUCGACCUAAAAUAAAUAAGUAUAAACUAAAGAGGCUGUCUAUUUUUGUGCUGCUGUAUUCAUAUGAAUUCUCAGAAAUUUGUUUGAGGUGAAAUUUGACUUGUUGAAAGUUGGCUUCCCUUGAUUUAGUUGCUACUUUUGACAGUCAGGUUAUGUAGUUACUAAAAGUUACUUCUCCUACUGCCGUAGCUAAUUUCCAAAAUCAGGUUAUCUUUAAUAUGCAUUGCUGGGAUUGUUAGUUAUGAAGAUAUGCAUCUGGAAAUCACCGUCAAAUUAAAUGUUCAGCUACUGGUGUACUACACAGGGAAAAUUACCACUUUUUUGACCACAUUUGAACAUCUAGGAAACCCAUAUUUUAUGUCUCUACUGGGUACUGCUUACAUUUUCUGAUGCAGUAGAAGCUGAAAUUUAUGUGGUGUGAGUUUUAUGUAUGUUUGAUAUUUUGGGGGAAAACGAUAACAUAAAUAUUUGAAAAUCUGUUUGGCUACUGGUUCCCAGCCAGUAAAUAAAUUUAUAUCCGACAAGUUAGUUUACUAAUAGUGACUGAUUUUGCUGAUUUAAUUUGUGCUUUAAAGGCUUGUGAUGCCUUUGUUUAAAAUAUGGCUUUCACAUUUUUUUGUUUUGAACUUGAAAUAUGUCAUUUUCUUGUUAAAUCCUAUUUUCAAUAAACUCCUAUUUUCAAUAAAUGUAUUAUCAUGAUACAUGUAUAUGUUUCAUAAGUUUGAAUGUUAUAUUAACUUUGCGGGGCCUCCUUGGCCGAGUGGUUAAGGUCGCUGACUUCAAAUCACUUGCCCCUCAUCGAUGUGGGUUUGAGCCUCACUCGGGGCGUUGAAUUCUUCAUGUGAGGAAGCCAUCCAGCUGGCUUAUGGAAGGUCGGUGGUUCUGCCCAGGUGCCCGCUCGUGAUGAAAUAAUGCACAGAGGGGCACCUGGGGUCUUCCUCCACCAUUAAAGCUGGAAAGUCGCCAUAUGACCUACCAUGUGUCGGUGUGACGUAAAAUCCAACAACAAAAAAUAUAUUAACUUUGCAGAAAGUAUUACUAAAUCAAUUAUUUUUUACCUCUCUUCAUGAUUCUAAAUAAUUUCAUGUGCAAAGUUGAAAGUAGUGCUUUUCUACCCAUUUAAUCAUGCAUAUUGUCUAUUUGGACAGCUCCUCUGUCUGUUUUUGACACAAAAUUUAAAGCCAGAUGGAGCUUUAAAAGAUUUAUUGCACCAUGUUUAAAGUUAAAACCAUGUUUUACAUAUGUCUGUAUGUUAUACUGUUAGAAAACUAAAUGCAUGACUUAAGCACCACAGGAUAAAACAUCACAUAUAAGUGAAAAAUACAUUAUCUUUGCAAAAUUUCUAAAAUGGAUUGGUCCAUCAUUCAGUUUGGGCAGUACCACUUGUUUAUCAAAAGGGGUGUUCAGUGUUCACUGAAAAUUUAUUGACCGAAUAGUGUAGACCAUGGCCUGCAAUGAUCUUGGUCUCACUGGUCUCAAAUGUAGAAACACUUGCGGCUGAUGGAUAAACAGAAAAAAACAACAGGAAUUGUUCUAAUAAGCAAAAUAUUUAACAGUUUACAUUUGUAUCAAUAAUAAGAAUAUUAGGUUAUUUAACAUUGUUCUGUACAAUACGGAGAUAUAUUUGGACGAGUACCCAGCUGAGAAAACCAUAUUGGACGAGCAGCUAGGCGAGUUCAAUAUGGUUUUCUCAGCUGGGUACGAGUCCAAAUAUAUCUCCUAUUGUACAGUACAAUGUUAAAUAACCUUUUUAUUCUAUAUCUAUUUUAUCUUACUAUAAUAAUAGUUUAAAUUAAAAAUGUUUCACUGAAUAUUGUAUUCCUGCCUUUUCUAGUUUUUCCCAGCUUGGUGUGAGUGCAAAUAUAUAAUCUACAGAACAAUGUUAGGACUUAAAUAACCUUUUUAUUCUAUAUCUAUUUCACUUCAUAGGUAAUAUACGUAAUUCAUUGAAUGUUGUUUUUUCUGCAUAUCAUUAUUGAAAAAUGUAUAUGGUGCGAUUUGGCGGUUUGGCGAUUAUUUGGGUGGUAAUAAUAGUAUAACUCAUUGUCAGCAAGUUUGGUGAAUAUCGGAUGAAAACUGUUCGACUUAAGAGAGCGGACAAGGCUAAAUUCCCCGUUUUUUGAGUAAUUCAAUGACUGUAAUCAAAGAGUGCCUUGUUAUCGAAAUUGGCCGAGAUGUUAUGUCCACAAACAUUGUCAGCAAGUUUGGUGAAGAUCUGAUGAAAACUGAAUUAGAGAGCAAACAUGUUUUUGAUGCUGACCACCCGUCCGCUGCCAUUCAUAAUCUUCUCCAUUUUGUUUCUUAACCGUUAAAUAAAAACUGCUGAGGUAGCUAUUCAGACAAUCAGGACUGGUAUCUUCCAAUUUCUAGGUUUCGUCCGGAACGGCUUCUUUUAGCGACUUUUCAAAUAUUCCAACAUCUGAUGAUCUUUUUUACUGUAUUUUUAAGUUUUUGAUUAUUAACGAAUGUGUUAAUAUCUAAAUCAGAUAGCAUUGUUAUCACUUGAAUUGUUUUUGUGUGUACUCAAAUUAAAUCCAGAUUUCAAGACGCAUAAUCAAGCUCUAUACAUAGAGCGCCUACUUAAUCCGAUUUACAUUCGGAACAUUUUCACGCGUUUCGGGCUUUAUCGUAUGUUUAACAUGGGACUGUUGAACCGUCCAAAUACAGAAAAUACAGGAUUUUUUGUACGCACAUGUGUCCAAAUACAGAAAAUACAGGAUUUUUGUACGCACAUGCUUUCCAAAUACCGUAAUAUAUUGUACGGUCACGUGUUGCAAAUGAACAUUCGCUAUUGGAUAGAUAAAAUAGAUAUAGAAUAAUCUUGAAUAUUUAUGAUUAGUGAUAUUCUCAAUGUCUGUUUAGUGUUAUCCCAGGGAAAGUAUAUUUAUUUUUAUUAAUCUCACCUAGUUGAAAUUAUGCUUUUUAGCUUACCAGAUCACAAAUUACUCAUGGUGAGGUAUUGUGAUCAUUCGCUGUCCAUUAUCCAUUUUCUGUCUGUAGUCUGUCCAUCCAUCUGUCAACAUUUUCUACAAACAACGUCUCCUAUGAAAUGGUAAGUUUGAAAUUGAUGAAACUUGACCCUGAUGAUUCCUGGGUGGUCCUUUUCUGAAGUUGUUCAAACUGUUCUGUUUGCUUUUGGGCCCACAUUGAAAGCUUUGAAAAUCUCUGCAACAAUAGGCCAGUUAAAAAAAAUGUUUCAUGAUAAACUGCUUUGUGCUGUGAAACACAGGUGAGCAAUAUAUGGUCAUUGUUGUUGUUUUGUGUAGAAUAUAUUCCUGAGUUACACUUCAUUAAACCACUGAAAAUUGUGAAAUAAAGUUUUGUGAAGUUGCAACUUUAAGUGCCUACAGUUUAACUGACAAUCUCCACAUUUUUGCUGGUAUUUAUUCUGUUCUACAUAAAUUGUUAUUGACUUACAGAGGAUUAUCAAUAAACUAAUAAAA
This is a messenger RNA of Mercenaria mercenaria, 6966 nucleotides long. Its product is annotated as ankyrin-1-like. The record is from RefSeq and is a predicted model, not a curated record. Bases 154 to 1521 code for a protein of 455 amino acids. Lineage: Eukaryota; Metazoa; Mollusca; Bivalvia; Venerida; Veneridae. Gene Ontology annotation, molecular function: protein binding. The transcript has 8 exons.